This is a messenger RNA of Rotaria sp. Silwood2, 519 nucleotides long. NCBI's taxonomy places the organism in Eukaryota, Metazoa, Rotifera, Eurotatoria, Philodinida, Philodinidae. The record is from the annotation of a GenBank genome assembly.
AUGCGACUAUAUGCUAUUAACAAUCACAUUGCUGAUUGGCGUGUCACGGUAACAAUUCCAGCAAUUGUCAUUAUCUUAAGUGAAGCUCUCGUAUGUGGUAUCCAUCCAUUUCCUUACGAUAACAAACCAUCAUCAAUAUCUUCAUUGUUAAAUAAUUCUGGUGGGAUUCAAAUGUUUCUUACAUUGCCAAUGUUUGCUCGUCUCUAUCUCAUUGCACGUAGUGUAACAUUGCAUUCACCACUGGUGAGUGCAGCUUCAUCGCGUACCAUUGGCUAUCUCAAUCGAGUUCCAAUAACCAUUUCGUUUAUCCUUCGAGCCUUGCUACAAACCUAUCCAGCUCUCAGUUGGACAUUUGUCAUGAUAGUAACGUUACUUAUCGCUACUUGGUCAUUGCGUGUAUGUGAAAAAGCAAUGUGGUGGCCGAUAAAUCCGUUAUUAUCACAAUCGACCGAAUCUACAUCGACAUUCAGCAGUGCAAUAUGGCUCACAAUAGUAACAUUUACAACUGUCGGUCAGUAG